AUGGCCAGCAAUCCACCACUACCCCCAUCCCUUCUCAGUGUACCCCGCAUAACGACCUUGUUUGCGUCUUUGAUCGUUGCAUUGAGUUCUGGGACAAAUUAUGUGCGUUCAUACUCUCCACAGUUGGGAGCAAAGUUGGGGAUCUCGCAUACAAAACUAAAUAUUGUUGCAUUGGCUGGCAAUGUUGGGGUGUAUAGCAGCGGUCCGAUAUGGGGGCGUAUAGUAGAUUCUAGAGGGCCCCGGAUACUUCUGGGGUGUGCCUUUGCUUUUUUGCUGGGAGGCUAUUCCGGCAUGCGAUAUCUAUACGACGCUGGACUCCCGAGUGGUGUCUCCAGCUUGUCAACAGCUGGCUUCAUUCUUUUAGUGCUGUUCAGCUAUAUGACAGGGACAGGAGGGAAUGGAGGUUUAGUCAGCUCUGUGAAUACGACUGCGAAGACAUUUCCUGACAGAGCGCGAGCUUCAGCUACGGGUUUGGUCAUCUCUGGCUUUGGUCUAUCCGCCUUCUUCUUUUCGAGUCUAUCGAAUCUAUUUUUUGCGGGCAACACAUCAUCAUUCCUAUUUGUUCUUGCAAUAGGAACCUCGGUUCCUAUGAUAAUGGGCUUCUUCCUUGUUCGGCCCAUUCCACUACCCUCUGAGGAUGCGUAUGAUAUUGUAGAAGAUUGCGUAGAGGAGGUGCCCCGCCGGUCGUCUACCACUCGCCAGACGAGUCGGACUCGUCUGCUAGAUCAUGACUUUGUGGAACCACGCCAAACGCGCUAUGCUCGUCGUCUGCAAGAGGAGGACGAAGAUGAGGCGUCUGGUGUCGACGAAGAAGUUGAACUGGAUUCCCAACACACCCCAGAAGUAAGCUCUUUGCUUGCUGCUUCGGCGAGACAUAGAAGUUUGAGCAGGGGAGCUGCGAUGUCUGUUGGCGCCCUGCCGAAUUUGCACGGCGUUAAGCUUUGGCUCAGUAGCGAUUUUUGGCUACUUUUCAGCAUUCUAUCAAUUCUGAGUGGGACUGGUCUCAUGUAUAUCAAUAACGUCGGCUCCAUGUCCCAGGCGCUAUAUGCGCAUCAGAAUCCCAAAUACGAUGAAAUAGAAGCUUCAAGUUGGCAGGCCACCCAAGUUUCUGCUAUCAGUCUCAUGAACUUCUUGGGGAGAAUAUUCAUUGGUUUGGUGUCUGAUUUCGCGAAAAACAAGUACGAAAUGCCACGGUCUUAUUCUCUGGUGCUCGUCUCGUUUUUCUUCUUCAUAUCCCAAGUUGUGGCCUCUAUGGAAGAUAAGAUUGAGAACCUGUGGGUUGCGAGCUCUUUGCUGGGGCUUGCACAUGGGAGCGUGUUUUCACUCUUCCCCACUGUGUGUCUUGAAUGGUUUGGAAUGCCCCACUUUUCUGAAAACUGGGGAUAUCUAUCAUUAUCACCUAUGAUUGCCGGCAACAUAUUUUCCAUUGUGUUCGGGCACAAUCUAGACGCCCACGAUGGGUCCAAGCAAUCACCCUCAUCCAUUGCCACUGUCACUGCAUCUGCUCCCCAGUGUUUGUUAGGACUGGAGUGUUACGUCUCGACUAUCUAUUUAACGACCGCUGCGACGUUUACCGCUAUUCUCCUGAGUAUAUGGGCGGGGUAUAGAGACCGCCUAAAGAUUGCCGCGUCCAUUCGGAAUAAAGAAGCUAUGCGAUCUCUAGAAGAAGUCGAUUAUUAG
This is a messenger RNA of Psilocybe cubensis, 1680 nucleotides long. RefSeq lists its product as uncharacterized. Gene Ontology annotation, biological process: transmembrane transport. The transcript has 8 exons. Gene Ontology annotation, cellular component: membrane. The record is from RefSeq and is a predicted model, not a curated record. Gene Ontology annotation, molecular function: transmembrane transporter activity. The coding region runs from base 1 to 1680 and encodes 559 amino acids. NCBI's taxonomy places the organism in Eukaryota, Fungi, Basidiomycota, Agaricomycetes, Agaricales, Agrocybaceae.